Capsella rubella is the source of this 835-nucleotide messenger RNA. RefSeq names its product CASP-like protein 1C1. The transcript is spliced from 3 exons. The record is from RefSeq and is a predicted model, not a curated record. The coding region runs from base 114 to 608 and encodes 164 amino acids. NCBI's taxonomy places the organism in Eukaryota, Viridiplantae, Streptophyta, Magnoliopsida, Brassicales, Brassicaceae.
UGUUCGUACGUAUUCUUACACUUCUCUCCAAUGUUUUUUUGUUCUUACAGUUUCUUCUGUUUCAUAUAAACUUUUUUUUUUAGAAAUUGAAAUCUACAUUAAUCGAACGAUCGAUGGUGAAGUUGACGAAGAGAAUAGGAGGGCUUGUGCUGCGAUUGGCAGCUUUUGGUGCAGCUCUUGCAGCCGUGGUAGUUAUGGUCACUAGCCACGAGAGAGCUUCCUUCUUCGCCGUCUCUCUUGAAGCUAAGUACACCGACAUGGCCUCGUUUAAGUAUUUUGUGAUCGCAAACGCUGUCGUGACUGUUUACAGCUUUCUGGUUCUGUUUCUUCCAAAGGAGAGUUUGCUUUGGAAAUUCGUCGUCGUCUUGGAUUUGGUGAUGACAAUGCUACUGACGUCAAGCUUAUCGGCAGCACUAGCAGUGGCACAAGUGGGAAAGAAGGGAAACGCAAACGCAGGUUGGCUUCCGAUUUGCGGCCAAGUUCCAAAGUUCUGCGAUCAGAUCACCGGAGCUCUAAUCGCCGGUUUCGUGGCACUCGUCCUCUACGUCUUCUUACUCUUGUAUUCUCUCCACUCCGUCGUCGACCCUUUUCUCCUUCAGAAAUCUUGAAUCUAACCUUUUUUCCCCUUUUUUCCUCGAGUAUCCAUCUAAUUUUACGUCUCUCAUAGACACAAAUUAAUACCUUAAACCUUAGCUCAAUGUCGACUUGAGACGUAGUUUGUGUAUUGUGUUUGUGUAAUUUCUAUUUACGUGUCGAAAUUUUCAUGGCUUUUUAUAGAUUCCUUUACGGAUUAUGGAAUACUAAAACUAUUAAGAAACAAUUUAAAAUUUGUAUA